AUGGACGUUCUUUACGGAUUGCAUGAUGCCCGAGACUACUCGGAGCAGGGGAAGCUUUGGCUAGAUAUUGUAGCUGUUCACGGACUGGGCGGCCUGGUCUUCGACACAUGGACGAACAAGCGGACCAAAACCUGCUGGAUCAAGGACGUCCUUCCCGAUAAGUUUCCCCACGCGCGAGUCAUGGCAUUCGGAUACAAUGCCAAGAGAAUCAACCACGGAGCGGAGAUUGAGUUUCUAGAUGUGGCACGACAGCUGUUGGCUGGCUUGUCACGGAAGAGGAGCCGACCCGAGGAACGAGAUAGGCCAAUUCUGUUCAUCGCGCAUUCCCUCGGCGGUCUAAUCGUGAAGAAGGCAAUCAUGCUGUCCAAUGAACGAGCAACCGUCCUCGCCAAUUGUGCCCGAGGCUUCGUCUUCUUCGCCACCCCUCACUGCGGGAGCAAGCUCGCCGACAUGCCUGCGAUUCUGCAGACCUUUGGCAAGUUUGUGCUGGAUUCACCGACCAACUUUAUCCGGAAUCUGUCGACGAAAUCGCAAGAGCUAGAGGAGCUGCAUCAUCAGUUUUGCGAGUUUCUCGUCUCCCGCUCGAUCCCCGCCGUCAGCUUCUACGAACUCCUGAAAACUAGAAAAUUCAUCAAAAAGUCAAUAAUCGUAACUCGGGACUCUGCCAUCCUAAACGUCCCCGAUGAAGACGCCCUCGGCCUCAACGCCGACCACUCCCAAAUCGUAAGGUUCAAAUCCGGCGGCGACGAUAACUUCCAGGUGGCCAUCCACCGGAUCCAAAGGCUGGUAUCGCGCAUCGGCCACCUUGACGACCUGCAACGCUCUGCGCGCAAGUCCACAUUUCUGCCCUUCAUGCCUACGAGGUUCUUUCUGGGCCGCAAGGCCGAAUUGGCCCAGCUAAAGGACUGGUUCUUCCCGGAGGGGGAAGGUGGAGGAGGCCAUUCUCUGGCUGCUGUCUCUGAUUUCAAGGUCGUGGCGCUGUUUGGAAAGACUGGCGCGGGCAAGACGCAGUUAGCCCUGAAGUAUGCAGUCACCCACAAGGAUGCAUACGACUUCGUCUUCUUCCUAGAUGCGACAUCGAGCGUGGUUCUCCACAAUGAAUUCGCAAAACUCCGCUAUAGCCUCAAGAUAUCCGACAUUGGCGGAGACCCCGUCAUGCAGAUGAAGCAGUGGCUCAUAUCGCAGGCCCCGGGCCGCUGGCUGCUCAUCUUCGACAACGCGAAUAACCUCCAAGAGGUCAUGCCCGUAAUCACCCCCGUCGCGCGAUCGGGCCACAUCAUCAUUACCACGCAGGACACUCGUGUUGGCAGCAACGAGUUCGUUGAUAACAGCCUCGAGGUACCUAUGCUGAGCCCCGAAGAAUCCCAGCAGCUCCUCUUCGACCGAAGCGGCAUGGAGUCGCCCAAACUCGACGAGGUCGAAGUCGCCAAGCUCCUCGUCGAAGAGCUCGGAUACCUGCCGCUGGCCAUCAACUCGGCCGGCACGUACAUUAGCGUGCGGCAGAAGUCCGUCAGGGAGUACGCAGAUCUGCUCCAGCACCACAGUCGCGAGAUGCUAGAUCACCGCCCGGACGCCUCGUCGUACGAACGUUCCGUUCUGGCUGCCCUAGAACUCAACUUUCAAGCCAUCGAUACUCACCCGGGGGCUUCGGCGUUGUUUUCCCUCCUCGUAUUCCUGGACCGCUCAGAGGUAACGGAACCGUUCCUGGUGAGAGGCGUCACGCCGCAGCAUCGAUGGGGCCUCGACGGCGAAAAUACCCUCGUCGAUCCGGCAUCUCGAUACGUUCCAGCUGAGCUUAUCGCUCUCAUCAACAAUGGACCGGCUUUUGACGAAGCGAUUGAAGAUUUGGUUUCCCAUUCUAUCAUAUCUUGCGAAAAGAGAGAUGGGGUCGGCCGCUGCAUUACCAUCCAUCCGCUGUACCACAAGUGCGGUCGACUUCGGAUGUCGCGAGAGGAACGACAAAAGCAUGGAAGUGGUGCUCUUUGCUUCUUGGCCCAUGCUUCACCAAGCGAUGAGUAUUCUCUAGAAGAUAGCCUCGGAACCAUCGGACGAGCUUGCUUGCCGCACAUCUACCACUCCCUCAUCAUGUACAAGGAACCCGAAAACGGCCUCAACUUAGCCUACCUCGACUCCAUCGCCCAACCCGACACGCCACUAACACCCCGGGAACUUAUAUCCGCCAUGAUCCUCGACGCAGAGAUUAUGUACGGCGAAGGAGACGAGCAAAAGAACCGCGCCCUUCUCGAAUGGGCGCACGAUCUCCUCGCAUCCUCCAAGAACAUCUACCUUCAGGCGCGGGAGAUGGAAGUGGGCCUGGCCAUCGGGUACUACGAAUCCGGAAACUACCUCGGGGGCGCCGACGCCGCGAAGGCCUUUUUGGGUCCCGUCAAGGACGCCCUUGCGAAAGACCCCGGCCUCCGGAAUUGUCUGACCAAUGCUCAAGUUGGCGUUGUCGAGGUUACCUUGGCCGAGUAUCUCGUAACCGAAGUCUCCGUCGACGACAACUUCGACGAGAGCUUCGGCCUUCUCCGGGGAUGGAAACCUCUCGACCCAGACAAACCGAGCAGUAAAGAGAAGAAUACCCUAGGGAUAUUAAGCCAGACGCUGGGAAAAGUCCACAAAGACCACGGAGACUGGGAAGCCGCCGAGGAGGAACUCCGUCGGUACCUGGACCUCUACGCCGUCAAGGGCCAGCAAUUCGAAGGCUGGGCGGCGGGAGACCUCGCACACGUCCUCAUGGAGAUGGACAGGCCCAAAGCCGCCGAGGUCGUCGUGCAGGAAUACUUGGCCCCGAGGCAGGGGCUUCUCACGCCUAGCGAACGCGCGAGGGACCGUCGGAGCGAUACCAUGUAUCUCGAGAUGCAACUGGGCGAGGCGCUUCUGUUACAAGGGCGGAAUGCUGAAGCCGAGGAGGUCUUCCAGGAACUCUUGGCUCGGUUCCGCACCUUCGGGCCUCUUCCCCCCUUUGAAAAGUUUCGCUUCUUCUUCUCACAGUGCGCCCUAGCUCGCAUCAGGCACUUGGAGGGCCGUUACAAGGAAGCCGUCGAAUCGUGGGAGGCUGCUCUGGAGACGGCUGUCAAGGAGCUUGACACGGAGCAUCAGGAGGGAAAGUGGGGUCGUCGUACGUUCUUUCCGGGCAUCGUAUUGCUGAGCAUGGCGGAUUGUCUUUAUCGGCUGGGGGAGAAGGAGAGAGAGAGUGCGAAGGACUUGCGGGAGGAGGCGACGGGGAUUUUGGCUGAGGCGGCUACGCAGCGCUGGGUGUUGGGAUUGGGGACUUAUUGGCUGGCUUGGGUGAAGGGACAUCUGCCCGAGGCUUAA
Messenger RNA from Scedosporium apiospermum, 3318 nucleotides. RefSeq lists its product as uncharacterized. Lineage: Eukaryota; Fungi; Ascomycota; Sordariomycetes; Microascales; Microascaceae. Gene Ontology annotation, molecular function: protein binding; ADP binding. The record is from RefSeq and is a predicted model, not a curated record. The coding region runs from base 1 to 3318 and encodes 1105 amino acids. The transcript has 7 exons.